CACGACUAAGCAACUAGGCAACAGGAACAACAGGGCUGCCAUAAAACUCAUCACUGCGAGCUUGGUCGCUUAGAAAACAGAAACUUUAUUCUCUCACCAUUCUGAAGCCAGAAGUCCACAGUCAAGGUGUCAGCAAACAUUGGUCCCUCUUGGAGGCUCUGAAGGAGAAACCAUCCCAUGCCCUUCUCCUGGCAUCUGCUGGUCGCUGGCCAUCCUUGGCAUACCUGAGCUUGUGGUGCAUUACUGCCUCUAUGUUCACAGCAUCUUCUCUUCUUUUCCAAUGACACUAGUCAUUGGACUUAGACCCAGCCCUAAAUCCAGGAUGAUUUCACCUCAAGCUCAUUUACUCAUAUCUUCAAAGACUCUAUUUCCAAAUAAGGUCACUUUCUGAGAUUCCUGGUAGACAUUAAUUUGGAGGGGAGACACUAUUCAACCCUCCACGUGGUGGUUCCAUCAAGGGAUAAUCAGGGUGGUCAAACCAUAGGAUAGCCACCAUGGGGUGAUGGGGGUCUCCAACUCUGAUGCCCUGAUGUCUCUGUCCCCAGCAAUUGGGCUCUUUGCCUCCAUGGCCACAGUGCUCCUCGGUGGGAUCCGGGCAUCGAGCCUGCUCUUUCAGGGGCUGCUGUGGGAUGUGGCCCGGUCUCCUAUUGGCUUCUUUGAGCGGACACCCAUCGGGAACCUGCUAAACCGCUUCUCCAAGGAGACGGACAUAGUAGAUGUGGACAUCCCAGAUAAACUCCGGUCUCUACUGAUGUAUGCCUUUGGACUCCUGGAAGUUGGGCUGGUGGUGACAGUGACCACCCCAUUGGCUGUCGUGGCCAUCCUGCCACUGCUCCUCCUCUAUGCUAUGUUUCAGAGCCUGUACGUGGCCAGCUCGUGCCAGCUCAGACGCCUGGAGUCAGCCAGAUACUCGUGUGUGUGUUCUCACGUGGCCGAGACAUUCCAGGGCGGGCCAGUGGUCAGGGCCUUCCGGGUCCAGGGCUCCUUUGUGGCUCAGAAUGACGCCCACGUGGAUGAAAGCCAGAGAGUCAGUUUCCCGCGGCUGGUGGCUGACAGGUGGCUCGCUGCCAACCUGGAGCUGGUGGGGAACGGGCUGGUGUUCGUGGCCGCCCUGUGCGCAGUGCUGAGCAAGACCCACCUCAGCCCCGGCCUCGUGGGCUUCUCUGUCUCUGCCGCCCUCCAGGUGACCCAGACGCUGCAGUGGGCCGUUCGCAGCUGGACGGACCUGGAGAGCAGCAUUGUGUCGGUGGAGCGGUUGAAGGACUACGCCCAGACGCCCAAGGAGGCUCCCUGGAAGCCGCUUUCCUGUGCAGCCCACCCCCCCUGGCCUCGUAGGGGGCAGAUUGAGUUCCGGGAUUUUGGGCUGAGAUACCGACCCGAGCUCCCGCUGGCCGUGCGGGGCGUGUCCUUCAAGAUCCAUGCAGGAGAGAAGGUGGGCAUCGUUGGCAGGACAGGGGCUGGAAAGUCCUCCCUGGCCGGGGGCCUGCUGCGGCUCGUGGAGGCGGCAGAGGGCGGGAUCUGGAUCGACGGGGUCCCCAUCGCCCAAGUGGGGCUGCACACACUGCGGUCCAGGAUCACCAUCAUCCCCCAGGACCCCAUCUUGUUCCCUGGCUCCCUGCGAAUGAACCUCGACAUGCUCCAGGAGCACACGGAUGAAGCCAUCUGGGAAGUCUUGGAGAUGGUGCAGCUCAGAGCCGCGGUGGCCAGCCUGCCCGGCCAGCUGCAGUUCGAGUGUGCCGACCAAGGCAACAACCUGAGCGUGGGCCAGAAGCAGCUCCUGUGUUUGGCACGUGCCCUUCUCCGGAAAACCCAGAUCCUCAUUCUGGACGAGGCCACGGCUGCUGUGGACCCAGGGACAGAGCGCCAGAUGCAGGCCGCCCUGGGGAGCUGGUUUGCGCAGUGCACAGUACUGCUCAUUGCCCACCGUUUGCGCUCCGUGCUGGACUGUGCCAGGGUUCUGGUCAUGGACGAGGGGCAGGUGGCAGAGAGUGGCAGCCCGGCCCAGCUGCUGGCCCAGAAGGGCCUGUUUUACAGGCUGGCGCAGGAGUCAGGCCUGGUCUGAGCGUGGCCCCUCCAUCUUCCUCUGGCCCCACCUACCCGGAGAUUCUGCCAAGCCCUGGAGACGUGCUGACCUGGGGUCAUCACUGGCCCCUGUGGAAUUGAGUCUAGACGCCUUUCUACUCUCUGGGAGCAGAAAGUGCCAUAUCAUCCCAGAGCCAGGAGGACACAGCCACCACAUAGGUCAGCCUGAUCAGGGCCUAUCCAACCUCUUCUAUCCCAGAACCAAAGUCAACAGCAGCUCUCUGCCCUGGCUGCCCCAUAGACUCAACCCGGGACCCGCAAACCUGUCUGUGCCCAGGCUCCACCACAGACCAAUGAAAUCAGAAUCCCUAGGACUAGAGAAAUUGUGUGUGUACCUUUUACAGAGUACCCCUUCUAUUUUGAGAUGAUUACAGAUUGACAAGCAGUUAAAAAAAAAAAAAUAGUCCAAAGAGCUCCUGUAUACCCCUUCCCCACUAAUACCAACGUCUUUCCAUUUUAAGUAUA
Molecule: messenger RNA, 2547 nt
Organism: Odocoileus virginianus texanus
Lineage: Eukaryota; Metazoa; Chordata; Mammalia; Artiodactyla; Cervidae
Source: RefSeq, a predicted model, not a curated record